Camelus dromedarius (Arabian camel) is the source of this 1143-nucleotide messenger RNA. It is a transcript of the gene ADH4, whose product is annotated as alcohol dehydrogenase 4 (class II), pi polypeptide. The transcript has 9 exons. Gene Ontology annotation, molecular function: S-(hydroxymethyl)glutathione dehydrogenase [NAD(P)+] activity; zinc ion binding. Gene Ontology annotation, cellular component: cytosol. Gene Ontology annotation, biological process: formaldehyde catabolic process. The record is from RefSeq and is a predicted model, not a curated record. Bases 1 to 1143 code for a protein of 380 amino acids. Lineage: Eukaryota; Metazoa; Chordata; Mammalia; Artiodactyla; Camelidae.
AUGGGCACCAAGGGCAAAGUUAUUAAAUGCAAAGCAGCUGUCGCCUGGGAAGCAAACAAGCCUCUCAGUAUUGAAGAGGUGGAGGUAGCUCCCCCCAAAGCUCAUGAAGUUCGAAUUCAGAUAAUCGCCACUACCCUGUGCCACACUGAUGCCCACAUGAUCCAUCCUCAAUAUGAAGGGGCUUUUUUCCCAGUGAUCCUUGGCCAUGAGGCUGCAGGAAUUGUGGAAAGUGUUGGGCCAGAAGUGACCAACUUCAAACCAGGUGACAAAGUAAUUCCACUCUACAUGCCUCAAUGUGGAAAAUGCAAGUUUUGUCUGAGUCCACACACAAAUUUUUGUGGAAAACUCAGGAAUUUCAGAAAUCCUUUUGAUAAUCAAAAACUAAUGGAAGACAAAAGCAGCAGGUUUACCUGCAAAGGAAAACCAAUUUACCAUUUCAUGGGGACCAGUACCUUCUCUCAGUACACUGUAGUGUCAGAUACUAAUCUUGUCAAAGUAGAUGAUGACGCCAAUUUAGAGAGAGUUUGUCUCCUUGGAUGUGCAUUUUCUACUGGCUAUGGAGCUGUAGUCAACGUUGCCAAGGUUACACCUGGUUCUACCUGUGCCAUCUUUGGCCUAGGAGGCGUUGGUUUUGCUGCUGUAAUUGGUUGUAAAUUAGCAGGAGCUUCCAGAAUCAUAGCUAUUGACAUCAAAAGUGAGAAGUUUGCAAGGGCCAAAGCCCUUGGAGCUACUGAUUGCCUCAAUCCUGGAGACCUAGAUAAGCCCAUUCAGGAGGUCAUCGUUGAAAUCACCAAUGGAGGUGUGGAUUUUACCUUUGAGUGUGUAGGUGGAGCGAAAGUCAUGAGAGCAGCCAUGGACAGCAUAACAGUAGGUGGGGGAUUAUGUACAGUCAUUGGAGUAAACGUUGGUGACAACGGAUUGAAUAUUUCUGCAAUGGAGCUAUUAAUGGGCCGUACCCUAACAGGAACAAGCUUUGGUGGUUGGAAAGGUAUGGAGUCUGUUCCAAAGCUAGCUGCUGACUACAAGAAUAAGAAAUUCAAUCUGGAUGCACUGGUGUCCCAUACCCUCCCUUUUGACAAAAUCAGUGAGGCAUUUGACCUAAUGUACCAAGGAAAAAGCAUUCGGACAAUCCUGCUCUUUUGA